AUGUCCCACGAAAAGAGUUUCUUGGUGUCUGGGGACAACUAUCCUCCCCCCAACCCUGGAUAUCCUGGGGGACCCCAGCCCCCUGUGCCUCCCUAUGGGCAGCCUCCCUACCCUGGGGCCCCCUACCCUCAGCCCUCUUUCCAGCCUGCACCCUAUGGUCAGCCAGGGUAUCCCCAGGGCCCUGCCCCCUAUCCCCAGGGCCCCUCCCCAUACCCACAGGGCCCCUACCCCCAAGGGGGCUACCCUCAGGGGCCCUAUCCCCAAGGGGGCUACCCACAAGGGCCCUAUCCCCAAGGAGGCUACCCACAAGGGCCCUAUCCUCAGAGUCCCUUCCCCCCCAACCCCUAUGGACAACCGCAGGCCUUCGAGGACCCAGGCUCUCCUCUGCAAGGAAAUUACCAUGAGGAAGGGCCGCCAUCCUAUUAUGACAACCAGGACUUCCCUGCUACCAACUGGGAUGACAAGAGCAUCCGGCAGGCCUUCAUCCGCAAGGUGUUCCUGGUCCUGACCCUGCAGCUGUCAGUGACUUUGUCCUCCGUGGCCGUGUUCACGUUCGUCAGGGGCGUGAAGGACUUUGUCCGGGCGAACGUCUGGACCUAUUAUGUCUCCUAUGCCGUCUUCUUUGUUUCCCUCAUUGUCCUUAGCUGCUGCGGGGACUUCCGGCGAAAGCACCCCUGGAACCUCAUUGCACUGUCGAUCCUGACUGUCAGCCUGUCCUACAUGGUGGGCAUGAUCGCCAGCUUCUAUGACACUGAGGCCGUCAUCAUGGCUGUGGGCAUCACCACGACCGUCUGCUUCACUGUGGUCAUUUUCUCCAUGCAGACCCGCUACGACUUCACUUCAUGCAUGGGGGUGCUCCUGGUGAGCGUGGUGGUGCUGCUCAUCUUCGCCAUUCUCUGCAUCUUCAUUCGGAACCGUAUCCUGGAGAUUGUGUACGCCUCGCUGGGCGCCCUGCUCUUCACCUGCUUCUUGGCAGUCGAUACCCAGCUGCUGCUGGGGAACAAGCAGCUGUCACUAAGCCCUGAGGAGUACGUGUUUGCGGCGCUGAACCUCUACACGGACAUCAUCAACAUCUUUCUCUACAUUCUCGCCAUCAUUGGCCGCGCAAAGGAGUAGGCCGUGCCACUGGCUCGCCAUGCCCCCCUGGGGCUGGCCAGGACCCCGCCCCUGGCAUGGCAGUGCCACCUGUACCUCCCCCCUCUGGUCCUGGGCGCAGCCUGGGGUGGAGGGCGCCCUCUCCGACCUGUAUGUGCACCGCAGACACUCUGUACGGACCCGCGUGGCCACGCAUGGCCUCUUGUAACCCUCCCGCCCCCGCCUGGGGUGACGGGCAGGGCGUCUGUGCCACCUCCUGCCCCUCACUGUUGCAUGAGCCCUGCCUGCCAGCCCCGCCCAGGGUCUGGGGGCAACAUCAGGUCCCAGGGAAGAGGGAUUGAGCCAAGAGAAGAGGGUGCACGUCUCCCCUUCUGUCCCAGCUUCCCAGCCUGGCAUAGC
Trichechus manatus latirostris (Florida manatee) is the source of this 1494-nucleotide messenger RNA. It is a transcript of the gene GRINA, whose product is annotated as glutamate ionotropic receptor NMDA type subunit associated protein 1. The transcript is spliced from 6 exons. Gene Ontology annotation, biological process: negative regulation of apoptotic signaling pathway. Bases 1 to 1116 code for a protein of 371 amino acids. Gene Ontology annotation, cellular component: Golgi apparatus; endoplasmic reticulum. Lineage: Eukaryota; Metazoa; Chordata; Mammalia; Sirenia; Trichechidae. The record is from RefSeq and is a predicted model, not a curated record.